Bipolaris zeicola 26-R-13 is the source of this 1827-nucleotide messenger RNA. RefSeq lists its product as uncharacterized. The record is from RefSeq and is a predicted model, not a curated record. The coding region runs from base 1 to 1827 and encodes 608 amino acids. Lineage: Eukaryota; Fungi; Ascomycota; Dothideomycetes; Pleosporales; Pleosporaceae. The transcript has a single exon. Gene Ontology annotation, biological process: ubiquitin-dependent protein catabolic process; establishment or maintenance of cell polarity. Gene Ontology annotation, cellular component: MUB1-RAD6-UBR2 ubiquitin ligase complex.
AUGCGCGAAGUCAACUUCAGCAUCCCGAAUGCCAACAAGGCCUCGGUCGGCAUCACCACAGCCCUCUACGACCGCCGCGCCCUCGACUGCACAUCGACCCUGCCGCUCAUCAACUCGCUCAACCACCUCGCCUACCUCACCACAUCGUCGGCCCGCAUACGCGACAUCCUGACCGUCGAUGGCGGCAUCGAACGCCUGAUAUGUAUCCUCAAAGAAGGCCGGAGCAAGGACAUGAUGGACAUGUGGAAAUGGAACCUCGCCUUCCAGUGCAUCUUCAACAUCGGCGUACGCGGCUCCGAGAGCGUCAGGACGCGUGUUGUCGAGGCCGACAUGGUGCCCGUCAUUGCCUCGAUUCUCGACAAUUACAUCAAGGUUGUCGACAAGAUGCGGGCCAGAGCAGAGGCCGAGAUGCACAAGUCGUCGCGCCUGGGAACCUCGAGCCGCCACCACUCAUCACGCACCGGCGAAGCUGCCUCCAGCUCCGCCCACCGAACAGACCGGUCACGACGCAUCAUCCCCCCUCCCAUCGAGAUUCCCCGGCCCCUCGACGCACCCCUGGCCGAAACUACGCCCGUCCCGACCUUCUCACUGAGCUCACCACCAGAGCGCACCACCUUUGCCCGCGGCCGCCCUCCUCACCACCAUCACCACCGCAGCCACGAGAGCCGGGCACAGCUAUUUGGCGCUCCAGCCAACAACACACGCAACCUCACCCAGCCCUUGGUCACUGCCCUGCCUUCCAUGGACACAGCACCCGACGCCUUCACCCUACGCCCCGUGCGAGAUGCCGACCGUCUACCCUCGAUGCUGCCUGCCCUACAGGGGGAGAUGACCUCCCAACCAGAGUCACCCACCACGCCAAGUGCCCCGCAAGCACGUCAGACCAGCCCAAGAGCGGGGCUGGCCAGAACCCGUCGCCGGCCAUCCAUUCGACACCAGUUAUCCGUCUCUGGCGAGUCGGAUCUCGAAGCGCCGCAAGACGACAUGUCGGCAGAAGCUCCCACUGCGGCGGGCCCGGCUGUAAACGAACCAAUCGUAGGCAUCCAAAACAACGAGAUUAACAUGGCCGAUAUUGUUGGCAACGCAGAGAUGCUCGAUGCAGGCAACACUCCCGUUCCCAUUGCAGCACCUUCCGAGGGUACCGACGAAAACAACGAGACCUUCAACAUUACCCACCGCCCAGCCCUCGAUGGCAGCAUCAUCAAUCCCACAAACACCCCGCCCAACAACCCCAUUACCGGCUUCUCUCCUCUGCCCCCGACCAUCAACGUUGUAAACACCAACCCCCCACCACCAUGGUACCCACGCUAUGCCCAGGAACGCAAUGCCUCGGCUAGUGUACUGGCUGCCAUGCCCCGUGACGAGGAUGUCCUCAUGUCUCUGCAGCUUCUGGCCUACGUAUCAAAGUACUGCAACCUACGAUCCUACUUCCAAAAGUCUCAUCUGGUACCCAAGCUCAAGAUUGGCAUUGAACUUUUGGAUGGCGAGGCGUCCACUCCAAAGGCUGCUGACGAGGAGGAGGAAGAGCUCGAAGAGUAUGAACUCCCCGACGACUUCAACAUCUUCCCUCUUGUCGAGCAAUUCACCGUCCGCCACCACACAUCAGACAUGCAAUACUGGGCCAGUGUUGUCAUGCGCAACCUCUGCCGGAAAGACGACUCCCGUGGAGGCAUCCGGCAAUGUGCAUACUACCAAUGCGGACGCUGGGAAGAGUACACGCGCCAGUUUGCAAAGUGCCGCCGCUGCCGGAGGACAAAAUACUGCAGCAAAGAGUGCCAGAAGAGCGCGUGGGUCUUCCACCGCCACUGGUGUGUGGCCGCUACCUAG